AUGCAAAAUGCAGAAUAUAAUCUACAACAGGGAUAUAACUAUUCUCACCAACGAGAAAUAAGCGAUAAUAAUCAUCAAGUAUAUGAAGCAACAAGAGGUCAACAUGAUACUCAAAAUGAAUAUUAUCAACAGCCUCCUUAUUCACAAUAUCAACAAGGUGGAAUUUCUCAUUCACAACAGCAAUUAACAUACCAACAGCAAGUGAAUACACAUCAAAAUCAAGCGUCUAUUCCACAUGGUUACCAAGGAAGUCCUCGUCAGUACAAUGUAUCAGAUCCUCAAGUGAACACGAACUCAUCGCAUCAACAACAAAGUAGUCCUCAUCAAUAUGCGUCGUCAUCUCUACCUCAGCAACAGAUAUAUUCAUCCCGGACAGCUUCGGUUCCUCAACAACAAGAACAUACGACUAUUUCACCGGAACCUAACGUAUAUUCAAUUAGUUCGUUCAAUGGUAACGUUAAUAGUCCAGACAGUGGUAUGAAUGAUAAUUCAAUUAUUGGCCAAAGAGGAGAUCAAAAUGGUCCGAAUAAUAGUAGUCAAGGAGUGCCAAUUAUUAUUGAUCAAGAAGGCGACAAAGGAGUUCAAGGUAGCGGUGAUAAUUUGCAACAGCAAGGAGGGAAUUAUGAAACUACUAGACAAAUAUAUUAUUCAUCGGAACCUAAUACAGCAUAUAUUACAAAUGAAGCAAAAGAAUAUGUAAAAUCAGAUGGAAUUGGAUAUGAGCGAUACCCACCAGAUGCAUAUACAGCAAAAAAAUUGGAGACAUCGGGUGGAGACGUCGGAGUAACUUUUAAUAGAUAUGAUUCAUAUAACAAUAAUAUUCAAAAUACUACAGGUGAAACACAAUAUAAUAAUAAUAAUGCAUCUGCAACAUCGUCACAACCUAUCGCUGAACCAUUAAACAUAAAUAAGGCAUCAUUUUCACCUUCUAUUAUCUCAAAAAAUACAUUGGAAUCACAAAAUAGUAAUAAUAUACCUCCAUUACCUCCAACAUCACCACCACCUUCACUGGGUGGUAUACCAAAUCCAAAUCCAAUCAUGCUUAAAGAUAAAUCAUCCAGAUCAACUUCUAUCAAUUCAAUUAAUUCAUGGCAAAAAGAUAGCCUACAAUCAGCAUCAUUACCUUUAACUGUAACAGCUAAUCCACCACCUGAAGUACCUUCAGGCUCGCAUCCUGUUACAUCUUUAUCGAACCCUCAAUCUUAUUAUAAUAUUCCACCAUCUCCAUUAAUAUCACCGUUACCUACACAAGUUGCAAACACACAAGAAUCUGUACGAGGUACAAAUUUUAAAGGUACGAAUUCGCAAACUGACUCGCAGCAGAUUCCUUCACAGAUCGUGAAUACAUCAGCUCAAAUGACCCCACAAACGGUAACCCAAAUCGAAUCUCCAAUGAAUUCAUCUCAAAUUAGUUCUUCAGAUUAUUACAAACAACUAUUACCAACUCAUACAUCACUAGGAUAUUCCCAAUCAACACCAUCACAAGAUUAUAGUAAAGAAGAAUCUGGUGCUCAUGAAAUCGUAUUCCCGCAAGAUGAUGUUGUUGCGCGGAAUGAAAUCGUUACUUCCUCACCACGUCAACAUCAUCAUGGACAUGUAGCAUCAGUAGCAAGUAGCGAUGGAGGUUUCUAUAAUAGUAGAAAUUCAUUGACCAAUAAUUUAGAUAAAAAUUUACCACCAUCACCACCAUCUAUGGGACAUCAAACACAACCAGGUAGUGAAUCUAGUAAUUAUGUUGUUGAAGCUAGACCAUACGGUCGUGAAUCGAGAAAUCAUGGUAGUGAAACAACUUAUGGUAGUGAAAAAAAUUAUGGAAGUGAAACAAAUUAUGGAAAUUAUGGAGCCGAAGCUCGACAGCAUGGCAGGGAAAUGAGUAAUAAUUACGAAGAUAAUCAAUUACCUGGAGGAAGACGAACAAAUGAAAUUCCAAUUUUUACUCAAGUAAAAUCUCUAGAACAAAUUUGGGGUAUGCCUAUAUUCGCGGAUAGUAGACCCACUUGGAAAUUUUGGUAUUUUAUAUAUUGCUUGAUUUUAACUGUCCUCUUCACAUAUAUUAUUCUUGUUAGGUUAAGAUUAAUUGACUAA
This is a messenger RNA of Funneliformis mosseae, 2085 nucleotides long. The record is from the annotation of a GenBank genome assembly. Lineage: Eukaryota; Fungi; Glomeromycota; Glomeromycetes; Glomerales; Glomeraceae.